GCUACUGAUGGUGGUUGGGAGGGGCGAAGUGAGGCGAGGCAUCACCGUCACUUUAUAAUCUCAUCUUCAACGCAAGGCGGCUACUCAGAAUAACAGCCCGAGAUCAGACAAAACAUUAGUAGGCACUUUCUGAGAGAUCAGGAGGCAUUUCCGAUAUGGCGGCCCCGGAGCGAUGGCUUCUUAUCUACCUGUCCUUGCUUUCUCUCAACAAAUGGACUUCAGCUUUUAACUUGGAUACCGAAAACGUUAUUAAGAAAACUGGAAAGCCGUCAAGUUUGUUUGGGUUUUCUCUUGCUAUGCACUGGCAGCGAAAGCCAAGAGAUCAAAAAAUGUUAUUAGUUGGUGCUCCAAAAGCAGAAGGACUUCCGAACCAAAAAGCUACAAUUACGGGAGGAUUGUAUAAAUGCCCCAUUACAGCUGAAGAAAAUGACUGUGUGCGUGUCAUUUUUGAUGAUGAAGCUGAUUUGACACAGGAGAGUAAAGAAGAUCAAUGGAUGGGUGUUUCUGUGAGAAGUCAGGGACCAGGUGGGAAGGUCAUGGUUUGUGCUCAUCGGUAUGAGCAAAGGCGAUAUGUGAAUAAGGCAGACGAGGCUCGUGAUGUGACUGGACAGUGCUAUGUUUUGAGCCAGGAUCUUGUUUUCCGUGAAAAUGAAACCGAUAAAAAUGUGAAACUUUGCCUUGGGCGACUUCGGGGUCAUGAAAAGUUUGGUAUUUGUCAGCAAGGUGUAGCUAGUGCUUUCAGCAAUAAUGGUACUUACUUUGUGUAUGGAGCACCAGGUGCCUACAACUGGAAAGGAAUAGUACAUGUUGAAGAAAUCAAAAACAUUGAAGACCUUAACUUUGAUGGACCCUAUGAAGUUGGUGAUGAAAGCAAACGUGAUGAAAAAUUGAUACCUGUUCCUGCUAAUAGCUAUUUAGGCUUCUCUCUGGACUCAGGCAAGGGAAUCACAUCGAAGAAAACAUUUACCUUUGUAUCGGGUGCACCAAGAGCCAAUCAUGCUGGAGCGGUUGUUUUCCUAAAGAUAGAGGAACGCACAAGAAACCUAAUGACUGAACAUGUCCUGGAUGGGGAAGGAUUGGCAUCCUCUUUUGGAUAUGAUGUUGCUGUGGUGGACCUUAACCAAGACAGCUGGUUGGAUCUUGUAGUAGGAGCCCCACAGUUCUUUGACAGAGAAACAGGAAUUGGUGGUGCUGCAUACGUUUAUAUUAAUCAAGGAGGAAAUUGGAAGAACAUACAGCCUAUUCGUUUGAAUGGGACCAAAGAUUCCAUGUUUGGACUGGCUGUUGAGAAUAUAGGUGACAUUAACCAGGAUGGGUAUCCAGAUAUUGCUAUUGGAGCACCGUACGAGGAAAAUGGCAAAGUUUACAUAUACCAUGGAUCUAGUUCUGGGAUAAAUGUGGAACCCUCUCAGAUUCUCAAUGGGAAUGACGUUGGGAUCCCUCUAUUUGGCUAUUCUCUUGCAGGCAACCUAGAUGUCGAUGCAAAUAAGUACCCUGAUCUGGCUGUUGGCUCACUCAGUGAUGUAGUCGUGAUGUACAGGGCACGACCUGUUAUCCAAAUCACAAAGAGAGUCACGACUACACCCAAUAUUAUUGAUAUGAAGAAGAGCUAUUGUAGUAACAAUCAAGGAUUUUGCAUGAGCGUCAAGGCAUGCUUUAUGUACACAGCUCAUCCCAGUGGUUUCAAUUCCAGGAUAAUUGUAAACUAUUGGAUUGAAGCUGACACUGCAAGACAUAAGAUGGGUCGGAAGCCGAGAGUCAGAUUUAUUUCUCCUGGGGAUGUUUCCACGAACAAUGUGACUGGCAGUCUCACACUAAACAUGCAAGGAAAAGAGAAAUGUGUGACUGAAGAAAUGCAGCUGCAAGAGCAUAUUUAUGAUAUACUACACCCUAUUCCCAUAUCAGUUGGAGUACUGCUCAAGCAGUCAAGACGCAAGAAAAGGCAAGAUUCCAACUUAAUUGACUUGCUUCCUGUCCUUGAGAAGAGUGACCCUCAGCGUACAGAGGUUGAAUUUUUGAAGGAAGGCUGUGGUUCUGAUGGCAUUUGCAAGAGUAACCUCAAGUUAGAAUAUGAAUUUUGCUCCAAGGAUCAAAACCAGCAGAAUAACUUUAUUCCUUUACCUAAGGAUAAAACAAUUCCAGUAUUUAAAUUAAAGGACCAGAAGGACAUAGGGCUGAAAAUAACUGUUACUAACAAGCCAUCAGACCCCAAAAGACCAGAAGAAGAUGGAGAUGAUGCACAUGAAGCUCACCUGACUGCAACAUUUCCAGACACUUUAACCUACUCUACAUAUCGAGCCCCGACAUCAAACUCAGAUAAAAUAUUGUGCACAGCGAAUCAGAAUGGGUCUCAAGCAGUGUGCGAUUUGGGGAAUCCCUUAAAAAGAGGAUCUGAGGUUGUUUUCUACUUAGUCAUGAGUACUGCAGGAAUUACAUUGGACACCAGGAACCUUAAUAUCAAUCUACAACUGGAUACGACCAGCGAACAGGCUAAUGUAUCAUCAAUUGCUACUGCUCAAGUUAUGAUUGAACUACUUUUGUCUCUGGUUGGUGCUGCCAAACCAUCUCAAGUAUAUUUUGGAGGUUCCCCAAAGGGUGAGAGUGCUGUGAAGACUGAAGAGGAUGUAGGGAGUUUGAUUCAGUAUGAGUUCAGGAUAAUCCAUUUGGGCACCUCACGUAAAACUCUGAACAAUACCUGGCUACAAAUCAGGUGGCCAAAAGAAAUAAAUAAUGGAAAAUGGCUGCUCUAUUUGGUGAAAAUUGAUUCAAAAGGCAUCGAUAAUAUUAAAUGCAUGCCUGAAGAUGAAAUCAAUAACCAAGGUUUUAAGGAAGUUCCUAAUCAAAUAAGGAAAAGAAGACAGCUUGAGGCCAAUGGACCCAAGAAGUCAAGAAUAACGUUAUCUCCUAAAAGAAAAUAUAUAACUCUAGAUUGUGACCAGAUGAACACUACUAGAUGUGUUGAUAUAAAAUGUCCCCUUCAAGGACUUGAUAGCAGUGCGUUCCUGGUUUUACGUUCAAGGUUAUGGAACACCACUUUCCUAGAGGAAUUUUCCAAAUUGAAUUACCUUGAUAUCAUUGUUAAAGCCACGAUAACUGCUGAAUCUCAGGCCAAAAACAUUGUGAUUAAUAACGCUGAAACUAAGGUACGAGUCACAGUGUUCCCUGAAAAAACUGAGAAUCAUUACUUUGGAGUUCCUUGGUGGGUUGUUUUUGUCGCUAUCCUGGUUGGAAUUUUGCUGCUGGCGCUGCUAGUAUUUUUAUUAUGGAAGCUUGGCUUCUUCAGGAAAAACAGAAAAGCUUCUCACAAUGUUCCUUGGUAUUCCAAGGCUGAGAUCUCCGUUCAGCCAUCUGACAAAGAAAGACUUACUUCUGAUGCAUAAUGUUGACCCACUUCCCUCAUUGAUUUGUGUGGAUUUUUUAAACGCUCCCAUUAUGAUGACAGUGUUCCACGAUACCAUGCAGUCCGAAUCAAAAAAGAAGAACGACAAACCUUUGAGGAUGUAAAAUUAAACAAGAAAUUUGACAAGAAACAAUGGAUGACAACAUGGCAGGAAAAUGAAAGCUACUCCUAAGAACCACUUGUCUUUGUAUUGUUAAAAUGCUGAAUUUAGCAUGCCAUAGUAAUAUGUGCUAUGUUGGUACUGCAUUACUGUGCAUUGAUUUCUCUUCAACUGUCUAAGAAUGGUUCUUGAUUACAGAGAUUUAUGUAGUGCAGCCCAUACCACAGCGUGGUUGCCAUUCUUUAAAUACACCCAGAAUGCCUUCUGGAUUGGUUGGAUUUUGAACCACUCAUUGUUUGAACAAUUUUGGUGGGUAAGAUUUGCCUUGUACACCAAGUCUCCAGCAGUAUGGGAUUGAAUUAGUAUCUGCUCCAGAAUAUAGGUGUGAAAAACCUUCUAAUUUCAUUCAGUAACAUUUGGUCCUCGCCAUUUUUAAUCUUUAAUGUGCAAUAGUCAACUGUGUAACUGACUAUUGAUUUUCAAUUGAUGAAUGUGUUUCAGUGUCGCCAGGACCCAGUUUGUGUGAUCAGAAAUGAGUCAACAUUUUGAACUGGGAUUGAGUUUUAAACAAAAAAAACUGUACAUUUUUGUAAAUAGUUAUAUAUUUUAGAAUGUCCUGGUAUUUAUUUUGUCAUAAAUUGUGUCCUUUCACUAAUCAUUAGUAUGCCACAGAUGGCUAAGUUUCCCAUCCGGGAUGAUAAAAAUGUUGUGGAUGCAACUUGAGUAUAGAAAUUUAGAUUUGAGUGAAAAAAGAUGUAAUAUCUAGAGAAAGUGCUGACCAAUUUGUCUUUGCUUAGAUUUAUACUGGGUUAGUUUUGCCUCCCAUAUGGUGUUGAAAAGAAAUGAAAAAAUAUCUAAUGAGCUUGCUAAGUUUGUUUAAAAAUGGCCUGGUGCAGCAUUCAGUUGAUUCAGUUGUGUGGUCAAAUCAAAAAGUAAGUAAUUUGUUUCUUCCCAGACCUGAAUGUAAGUAUUCGACUGUCUAUAAAAUUAAAGGAAAAAUCGCAGACAAAACUUUACCUUUAAUUUAAUGUACAGAGGGUAUAUACACUCAAAUUAUAAGCUUGAGGAAGGACAAUUAUGAAGCUUUGCUACAGGAGGAAAGAAUACUGUAAUGAAGCUUACUGUUUGAGAGCAUGAAUGUAAUAAGUAAGUUGCGUAGGAGGAAGAAGAGAGGGUGAUAUGGGAGUGAAGAGAAUAGAGCAUUUUCCAAACUAGCUGCAAUUAUUAACCAAGGCAGUGGGUCUACUGUAAUAAUCGACUCUUUUGAGUAAGAAAAGCAAAUGCGAAAACAGAAGUUUAACACUGGAUGGAGGUAGGGGAAGCUAAGAAGAGGAUAUACCAUUGCAAUGAAGAACUGUGCAGACUAUAAGCUGUCUGUCAGGCUCUAGCAGAAAAAGAAGUCUCACUUUUGUACCAGGGAACUUUUCAGGCACCCAUUGUUAGAAGUCACCCAGAUUGUUUGUUUCUCUUUCAAGUAACUUAUGCUUCAUUUCCUACACAGUCGGCUAAAAACUUGGGGUGAAUUCUUACUUUUGAGUUUUUUGCUACUUUUAGAAUCCACUUUCCCCUUGUACUUUUAACUUCUCCAGAAUGAUUGUGGAUUUGCAUGACUGCAUAAGUAGCUGCUAGCUUAAAACAGUUGGGUGCCUGCAUAGCCAACUGGUGAGCUGUACAAAAUACAAAAGAAUUGUUACCAAUAUAUGUGACUAACAGGUGGUACUACACUAUACUUGGGCAUCUCAUUUUACUGACACACAGUAAAAUGAGAUCUCACCCAUAGUAGGUGCUAGUCCAGGCACUGGGACUAUUACAAUCGAAUUUUUUAUGAUGGAUGCAAAUGGCAUGAAUAUUCUAUAUGUGCUACUGUUGGAAACCAUUUUAUAUUGGCUAAUCUUUUGUGUAGGAUUUUGAGGUUUUGGGAUUUGACCUGUAUCUUCUUUCUUCCUUGUAUAACUAAAGUCAGGUGUAGCCUUCAUAGUUACUGUUACUUGUGCAGGCAUCACUGCUGAGUGUGUCCCUAAUGGUGAGCUACAGCUCAAAUAAGUCUUUUCUUAGCUUUUACAGAACACCUAUCAAUGUGUCUUUGUGUGCCAGUAGUGUUUUAUGAAUUUGUUUUGUAACUGCUGUAUUCUUCAUGUGCAGAUAGGACUGGUUUAGUUUGGGAUAAUGUUUGGCAUGGACUGGUUGGACCGAAGGGUUUGCUUCCAUGUUGUGUGACUUUGUUUUGUGUUCAUAUUUUCUGCAAUAUUCAUGCAUAUUGUUUUAGUAAGUUUGCAACAUGAUGCAUCCCCCCCCACCACCCCCAACCUCCCCCCCCCCCCCCCCCCCCCUCCAAUGUCAUAUCACUUUCCCUGUCUCAUUUUUGCAAAACUAGCAAGUAUUCUUGCCCGGGAAAUCUAAAUCCAAACUGCAGUUGUUCCCAGUACACUGGGGCACCGUUUCAUUAAGAAUGAACUUUUAAAUAUUCUACACAACCCUUCCUCAUGUCAAAUUCACUGAAUACAUCAAAUUCUUAAGUAUUCUCUUUCUAAUUCAUGUCUUCCAAUAAUUUCCUCGCCAGUUUAUUGAUUUCAUAAUUGAUGUAUUUCUGAAACAGAACAAAAUAUAGUUUUACAGUUGUAAAUAACCUCCUCUUGUAAAAGGUGUGGUAAGACAGAACUGAUUAGGUUCACCCUAGGGACUUCUUGAGAAAGGAUAAAGUUUUGAAAAUUGGUUUUUGGUUCAGAAAGGCAGUAAUUAUCAGGUACUUUAAUUUUUUUUUGCACGUGUCUUAUCAUUUCAUAGGUCUGCCCUGAAAUAUGUUGCCCCACACGACAUUCCUCACAGCAAUUAUUUACCUUCGUUUCUUGGUAGUGCAAAGCUUAAACAUUGCUAAGAAGAGACAAAAAGUUGAAAUGUUUUGCAAUCAUCAGGAACAAAAAGCAAGAAAACCAACUUAGAACAGAAGCAUCAAUGUCUACAGCACGAGAAGUAGUUACUGUUUGAUUUGACUAAUCCUGGCAUGGAGAUGCAGUAACAUAGUUAACUGAUUAAACUUCAAACCAGGCAAGUCAACUCUGAUCAGUCAGGGUGUUGCUAUGAAAAUGUAGCAGGAAUUGGCUGUUUCCUUAGCAAGAUAUAGAGAUGCCUGAAAGGCAAUGGUCAGUUUGAUCUAGUUUCAACUGAUGUCCAUAUUUUCCAGUAUGGAUCUGUGGAUACUAAUUGAGUGGGACGCUGGGUGGUUUCAUCCCUCUUCUUAACAUUUAGAUUCUGAAGUCAACUAUAAAUGCCUUGAUUAAGCACAGACCAGAACUGGACAGAGUAUGACUCAAUUGGAAUUUGGAUGUUUUUCCAAAGAACUCUGAUGUAAUGUUAAAUCUUACACAUGCAUUUUGUAAAAACUAGUCUUGGAAUUCAUAAAAUAUAGUGACAGAGCUAUCUCCUGUGAUAAUUGUGAGUAUUUUGUUAAUUGUUUCUUUAGACGCUUCCUUUAGAAGCUAAUCUUCUCACAAAGCUUGAAUUAUAGAUGACACAGUAAUGUGUUACUGUACCUCUUAAAUGGAACAACAUUAAAUUUGUUCUGUACAUUGUACAAAGUUAUAACGGGGCAGUAUUGUUUGCCAAGUUUAAUAUCUGAACUAUUCUUUAAUGUGGACUGCUACGCUAACACAACAUUGUCAUUAAGAAAUAAUCUUAGUAAAUGCAGUAUCUUUAGGUUAGUCCACAAAUCAGACUCAAAGCUUAGCCCAGUCUUGUGACAUCACAACAGAUGUCACAGGAAGAUCGGAUGGCCUGUUGGCCUUUUUUCAACUUAAAAUAGCAUUUUGUAAAUUAAUUUAUUUCAUUUUCUGCAUUUUUUAAGGACACAUUGAAUGUUAAAAUCUAUUCAGCAUAGAAAUGAGAAGGCUUGCAUUCAUGGUCUUAUUUCAUUGUGAAGGGAAUUUACAUCAACUGAACACUUUUUGAUCUGUAAUCACUACUGUGCUGCAAAGCCAAUUAGCAGGGUCCCAUAAACAGUGAUCUUGCUUUAAUCUUGGAUCUAAAAGAUAACAUCUCUGCUAAUAAAAUGCUUCCGCUUUGCUGAAUGGAUUUUAUGCUGAGAUUCUGGAGAGAGGGCUAUGAUUUCACAAUGUUCUGAUUUGGUGACAGGAUUGCUACCACUUAGCAAAUGCCAGCUCUUUUGAAGUGAAUCAGAGGUAAAACUGUUCAACAGUGACCACAGAAUUAAAACAACAUUAGAGGUUCUGUACAGUUCCAGAAGUAUGUAAUAUGACAGACAUCAUGUCUCUUAGCCUCUCAGCACAGUGUGAUUUACUUUCAUUCCAAUGUCAUUAACAUUAUUUAUAUUUCUUAGAAGUUUGCCUAUCACUAGAAAUGUUAGGAUUUUAACAAAUAAACAAGUUGUUAUGCAAAGAGUGAUCAAAGGGAAAAUGCAAAAGAAGCACUUGAAAUUAGUAGCCAGCUUUGGUUAGAACUGACUUUCAUUCUUUCAUCUGAGCACAUUUCUUGUAUUGCAUCUCCAAUACAUUAUUUUUUCUUAAUUUAAAACCUUUUGUAGAUGUUACCCGUUUCAGAAAUCUCUUCACAAUUUGAAUUUUUAAAAAUCUAGCAAUACGUUAAAUGGUUUAAGUGCUUUGAAUGAAGACUGAAAUGGUCAGUAGGUCAAUGAAUUGAGAUCUAGUUAUUAGCCGAAAGUUAAUGAUAUGACAGUUCAUCUUGCUUUUGAAGAAAACAUAAUUUCAGCAGUUUUUCAGUUGAGACAUUUGCUCUACCUACAAAUAAAGGAUUGCUCUAUAUGUAGGUAAUUAUAAUCUGCUGCAAUUACCUGAAUUUUCCUUUGCUGUGACCUAUGUAGUUAGCAACAAAUUUAAGAUGGAUUCAUUCCAGAAGUUCCAAUUGAACAAAAUACUUCACAUGAAGUAUUUGCAUUUCAAAUAAUAUUUUUCUCUCUCUCUACCUCAACUAUACCUAAUAGAACAAUUUUUAAAAAUCUUCUCUAUUUUCAAAUAAUUUUGCUCGAUACUGAGGAUGUUCCAUUCAUUGAAAUGAAUUGAUGGAAUUUGAGCAACUUGGAAAAUUAGCUACACUGUACAUUGUCAAAUUAUAGCCAAAACAUAACCCACAGCACCACAACUCGGGGAAAAUGGCUUAGUUGUCGACGAGAGAUUGAGAUCAUAAAGCUAAUACAUCAAUUAUGAUUUUUAAAACAUAAUUGAAUGUUUACCUUCUAUCCUGUCAGUGAAAAUAUGCAUUUUUAAAUUAUGUUCAAAUAUUUAGUGAUUUAAACAAAAAUCUUUCAGAUUGCAUCUUGACUGUGAAGGGGGAAAUAUAAUACGGAUAGGGACAUUUAAACAAGUUGUUUUUCUUACAGGAACUGUUAUGUUUUUGUUGAAAAUUAGGGACAUUUAACUGUAUUGGCAAGUCCAUAUUAAGGCAAUUUUUGUUUAGUUGAAACACCUCCUAUUAAUUCCCUAUGUAGAGCGGUUUGAUUCAAAGUUUCUCAUUGUGAUGUUUUAUGUGAAAGAAAAGAGAACUACUGUAUUGUGGCAUUUGGCAAAACAACUAAAUAUAUUUCUUUAUAUUCAGGAUUGCCUGACAUUUGCAAAUGUCACAAAAAAGCAGUUGCCAGAUAAUCUGCUGAGAACUGCUUCUGUUUAGCUGCAUGAGAACCUAUGGGAAACUUGAAGCUUUUGACAGCACUGUCUUCCAUCCUCAGAUACUCGGACUCUCUGAUGAAAUCUAUUAGCAUUACGUGAUAUCUUAAAUGGCCUUGAGAAUAAUUUUCAAGCAUCAUUAUGUGUCCACUAUACAGAAUUUGUUACAUGGUUUACUCUAGAUAAUUAAAUUUCAAAAUUGAGUUUAAUCCAAUAAAAACCUGGAAAUGUUAACUUUAGCUUUCCGUUAUGUGUCUGUUGAUGCAAGUAUCUCUUCAUUUUCCCUGUUCCCUAGAAUAUAUGUGUAUGUGUAUGUGUCAUGUACAGAUAGCUUGAUGGUAGAAUAGGCACUAAAACGCAAGUAAUGAUUCAUGGCAUUGCCUUUGAGCAUUACACUUGUCAAGUCCAUGUAAGAGUUUAAACUUUUCUUUGUUGAAUCUAAAGUUGUUUGACAGAUUAAACCUGAACUUUCUAAAUACAGGUAUUUUCUCAAAACUUUAUUUUGGGGAAAACUGAAGUUUAAAUACUCCUUUUUGCACUUAGACUUCUGGAGUGUUAUACU
Messenger RNA from Hemiscyllium ocellatum (epaulette shark), 9695 nucleotides. RefSeq names its product integrin alpha-6-like. The record is from RefSeq and is a predicted model, not a curated record. Gene Ontology annotation, biological process: cell-cell adhesion; leukocyte migration; cell-matrix adhesion. Gene Ontology annotation, molecular function: integrin binding. The coding region runs from base 156 to 3380 and encodes 1074 amino acids. The transcript is spliced from 26 exons. Gene Ontology annotation, cellular component: integrin complex; external side of plasma membrane. NCBI's taxonomy places the organism in Eukaryota, Metazoa, Chordata, Chondrichthyes, Orectolobiformes, Hemiscylliidae.